AAAUUUGAAAUUAUAAAUUAUACAGUAAUAAAUAAUAAUCUAACGGAUUAUGUGCGCAGAAACUAUGAAAGGAUCAUGGUAGGUACCUAUCUAUAGUAGCGCGAGAAGGAACUUUGAAAUUGACUAACGAAAGAAGUGAGGGAGCAUUAAAAGAAUUAUUCUGUGAUAACAAAUUUGUUACACGGCAUAGUAUAUAGGCAAUAUAGGUACAUCUGUGCAUGGGAUAUUAACGUGGACACUCUUUGUAAAUAAUAUUUUGUACCAUAUCAGUUAUCAUGACAUGCAUUUCUUAGUUUGGAGUCUUGGUAAGUAUUAUUAUACAUAAUUUAUGUUUGUAUAAUACAUAAUUUGUUGUUUAUAAAUGGUUGCUAUUGGAUUAUAGGAGAAAUAAUUAGUAGAAAUAAAUGUAUUGUUGGUAGUCAUAAGUUAUUCGGACAGUCAGAGCCGGCGCAAAUUGGACCCAGCCCAUGUACACGCCACGCGCAGCACACGCGUGGACUAUUUUGUAGAACGUUGAUUCAGACGGAGUGGCGCAUAUUAAACCUAUCCCACGGCCAGUACAGUUCCAGCCUGUGUUCGCAUGGGUAAAGUUGUGCUUUCAACACAGUUUCGUGGAUCAUGGAAAAAUUAAUUGAAAUUGUUAGAGGCUUUCCUGUUUUGUAUGAUACUUCUCAUGAAGAUUAUAUGAGAUCAAAACUGAAAGAUGAUUUGUGGGAUAAGAUAGCUAAAGAAUUAAAUACGUCAGAAAUACCAUCAGCCCAAGCUGCUAAGGAUCAAUGGCGAAAGCUAAGAGAAUGUCAUAGAGAAGCUCUUCGGAGACAACAAAAAAAAAGUGGGCAACAGGCAACACAUGUUAGGCUAUGGACGUACCAAAAACAAAUGGAGUUUCUCCAACCUUUUAUGAAAAACAGAAAUACUGUUGGAAAUCCCACUUCACCCCUUGAAGAAAGUCAAUUGGCCACUUUACCCUGUGAAGAAAGUCAGUUGGAAAAGUUUGAUAUUCCACCAUCUGAUGAACCCAGAAUUGAAGCAACAAAUGGCGAACCAACCGAACCUUCUGAAAAUGUCACCCGUAAAAGAUUUAAAAAAUCCACGAUUUCUAAUGAUCCUGUUAUGCGAAAGUUUAUUGAGGAAAGUGACAAGAGAGCAAAAAAGAGGGAUGAUGAAUUACGUCAGAGUCUUGUUGCAGAAACACAAAAGCAAGAAGAAUUAAAAAAUGAUGCUUUGUAUCAGUUUUUUAUGUCUAUGUACAACAUCACUAAAGGUCUUCCAACAAAAUACCAAAGAGAAGUCAGAAGAAAUUUGUUUCAAGCUGUUUCUGAUGCCGAAGAUAAAGCUGAGGAUGAAAUCACAGACAAACGUGAAGUUAACCAAACUUAUCAGAUGAACACACAACGUGCUAUUUCAAUAACACCCCAGCCUACUAGUUCAUUAUCUUGUGCCUUAACGCAAGGAUACCCUGAAUUUUUUUCUGCAUCGAAUUCAACUUCGAUUCUUCAAGAACAUUUUAUGAUUUGUUAA
Acyrthosiphon pisum (pea aphid) is the source of this 1521-nucleotide messenger RNA. RefSeq lists its product as uncharacterized. Lineage: Eukaryota; Metazoa; Arthropoda; Insecta; Hemiptera; Aphididae. Bases 619 to 1521 code for a protein of 300 amino acids. The transcript is spliced from 3 exons. The record is from RefSeq and is a predicted model, not a curated record.